Molecule: messenger RNA, 2385 nt
Organism: Amphiprion ocellaris (clown anemonefish)
Lineage: Eukaryota; Metazoa; Chordata; Actinopteri; Pomacentridae
Product: gastrula zinc finger protein XlCGF57.1-like
Exons: 2
Coding region: 200-1909 (569 amino acids)
Biological process (GO): regulation of transcription by RNA polymerase II
Cellular component (GO): nucleus
Molecular function (GO): RNA polymerase II transcription regulatory region sequence-specific DNA binding; DNA-binding transcription factor activity, RNA polymerase II-specific
Source: RefSeq, a predicted model, not a curated record
AUGCCUGAUUAAAAAUGCAACAGACACGUCAAUAAUAUUUAUAAAAACAGAACGGGCGUACUGUUUACAUCAGCUCCUCUAAUACAUUCACGAUCAACUCAGACAGAAAUGUUACCGUCGAUAAUCGAUUAAUUUCGGGCCUCAUUCUUCCGUAAAGGAGCCUCCGGUUAGUUUUAAAGAAGAGCAGCAGAGCGACACCAUGAACCAAGUGGAUUCUGUCCAGCAGCAGCGGACUGGAAGUGUGUGUUUGGAGGAGAAAGUGCAGAAGAAACGCCUCCAUCAUCCGCAGGACGUCGUUCUGAAGCAAACCUCCGUGUCUCCUGCAGACGUCCAGCAGCUGUUGAUUAUUAAAGAAGAGGUUCCUGAUGAAUGGAGCUCCAGUUUGGACCAGCAGAACCCAGAACUUCUCCACAUAAAGGAGGAACAGGAGGAACUGUGGACUAGUCAGAAGGAAGAGCAGCUUAAUGGGCAGGAGGAGAAUGUUAUCAACAGGUUAACAUUCACUGUGAAAAAUGAUGACGAUGAUGAAGAGAAAGCACAGUCCUCACAGCUUCAUCAGAGCCAAACAGAAGACGACAGAGAGGAAACCAACAACUCAGUUAAGCAGAUGAAAACAGACACUGAUGGAGAGGACUGUGGAGAACCAAAACCAGUGGAAAGCCCAGCUUUAAAUAGUAAUUUACAACCAAAUGUUGAUGGAAAGGCUUCAGACUCUUCUGAGACUGACAUCAGUGAUGAUGAUGAGGAUGAAGAAGAUGAUGGUUGGCAGGAACCUCUGUCAGAUCCUGGACCUGAAACUGAAGACAAAAAAGCAUUUGGCUGCUCUGAAUGCGAUAAACAGUUUCUCCACAAGCAGUCUCUUCAGAGACACAUGAAGGGUCAUUCAGGAAAUUCAGCAAGUUCAGUUCAUAAGAAAUGUUUUAGAAUGAAGCAAAAUGUUGAUUCACAGAGGAGAGUUCACAGAGCAGAGAAAUCAUUUGGCUGUGAUGUUUGUGGACAAACGUUUAACCGAAAAACAAAUCUCGAGACACACUUGAGAGUCCACACAGGAGAAAAACCUUUUCACUGUGAUGUUUGUGGUGAACGAUUUAGACACCAGAAUAGUUUUAAAGCACACAUGAGAGUACACACAGGAGAGAAACCAUUUGGUUGUGACGUGUGUGGGAAAAGAUUUAGACAGCUUUAUAAUUUUAAGAGACAUGUGAGAGUCCACUCUGGAGAGAAACCUUUUGAUUGUGCUGUGUGCAAUAAAAUAUCUACACAAGAAGGAGAUGUGGAAACACAAGAGUGUGUCCACACAGGAGAGAAACCAUUUGGUUGUGAUGUGUGUGGGAAAAGAUUUAGACAGCAGUACAAUCUUAAGACUCACGUUAGAAUCCACACAGGAGAGAAACUUUUUAGUUGCCAUGUUUGUGGUAAAACAUUUAGCAGAAAAUUACAUCUUAAGACACACAUAAGAGCUCACACGGGAGAGAAACCAUUUGGUUGUGGUUUUUGUGGGAAACAGUAUAUUCAUCCACACAAUAUUAAAAGACACAUGAGAAUCCACACUGAAGAGAAACUAUUUAGUUGUGAUAUGUGUGGGAAAAGAUAUACACAGCAAGGGGAUCUUAAAACACACAUGACAGUUCACACAGGAGAGAAAUCAUUCAGCUGUGACGUUUGUAGUAAAACGUUUCGACAUCAAGGAAGUUUGAAGAGACACACAAGAGUCCACACAGGAGAGAAACCAUUUAUUUGCAAUAACUGCGGGAAAAGUUUUAGACGUAAGUGUAAUCUUAAAACUCACCUAACAGUUCACACAGGAGAGAAACCAUUUGUGUGCGAUGAUUGUGGUGAAAAAUUUAGACAUCAAGGAAGUCUGCAGAGACACAUGAAAGUCCACAGGAGAGAAACUAUACAGCUGUAAUGAUUGUGGUAAAAGAUUUAGCCAAAAGACGCAUCUGAAGGCUCACAUGAGAGUCCACAGGGUUUGUUGUACGAAAUGAAUUGUGUGGGUAUAUGUUGGUAAGAACCACAUUGGUUUUCAUCCUUUUGUGCAUUUUUGAAAUCUUGAUCUUGUGCAUAUUUUUUUAAAAAUUAAAGCACUUUAAGAGAGACAUUUAAUGACAUUAAUGUAUUUUAAGUACCUGUGAAAGAUAAUAGAUCUUACUCUGUUGAAAAGAGGGCUUAAUUUUAUGUAAUAACUGUACAUAAUCUAAUUAUGAAUUGUAAUUUAACACUGUAAAUAAUACAAUAUAAAGAUGGGUGUAAAAUGUGAGAAGUUUUUGCACAUGAUGUACCAAGUUAUGACUUUUGAGUUCUGACAUUAUGAGUUUAAUGGCGCCAAUUUUGUAAAACAAACAACCAAAUAUUGUCAUAGCACAAUAAAAUUUAAUGCAGUUA